UAGAAGUAAUAAGAACUCCUGGUAAGCAGUCUAAGUUCUUGAGGCUCUUGCCAUCCUUUGGAGCCCACUGGUCAUACUUCCCUUUUGAAUCACUGCAAGCCAAGGUAGCAGAGAGGAAAAGGGAUAGGCAAAAACCAAGAAAAAGUGAGCAAUGAUUAGCAUCAAGGAUCUGUAUGGUGUUCUAAGUGCGGUGGUUCCUCUCUAUGUGACUAUGUUUUUGGCUUAUGCUUCUGUAAAAUGGUGGAACGUGUUCUCUCCGGAUCAAUGCGCAGGCAUCAACAGAUUCGUGGCCAUUUUCGCCAUCCCACUUCUCUCCUUUGAGGUUAUUUCAAGGAUAAAUCCUUACAAGAUGGACUUCCUCUUCAUUGCUGCUGAUGGAGUCUCCAAAGUUCUAAUCCUAAUCAUCUUGUUUUCUUGGGCUAAGUUCUCAAAGCGAGGCAGCCUUGACUGGACAAUCACGCUUUUCUCCAUUUCCACCCUCCCAAACACCCUUGUGAUGGGGAUCCCACUUCUGAAAUCCAUGUACGGAGACGAUAAGGAGUACCUCAUUAUCCAAGCCGUGGUUCUACAGUGCAUAAUUUGGUACACUUUGUUACUCUUUCUGUUUGAGUAUAGAGAAGCAAGGAUUUUCAUACUGAACAAGUUCAAGGACAGUAGUGUGAGUAACAGUGAGAGGAGCGGGGAGAAUUUCGGAGGAAUCCAGGAGAUGAUCGGGAGAAACUGCGGCGGCACCGGCGCCGGCGAAGACGAAGUAGUUGAUGUGGUGGUUAGAACGCCUUCCAAUCCUCAGACCACGCAGAAUGUAAACAAGGUGGCUCCAGAUUCUCGGUCAUGUUUGAAACCAACGCCGGCAGGAGGCGCCGCGCAGGAAGACGGUAAAGAGGUCCAUCUGUUCAUUUGGCGAUGCGGGUGUUGCAGUUCUCAAGGUGUUUGUGGGCAGUCAGUGCAAGUCUGCAGAAGAGAAGAGGAAAUCAAAGUCCAAGGGAAGACAGGAGAAGAUGAGAAGCCCAAUUUCCUUAAAGAUCAGAAUAUGGAUUCCUCCACAUCCUCAGCCAUGUUGAAGCAAAUCAUGAAAAGGGUGUGGUUUAAGCUUGUGAGGAACCCCAACUCUUAUGCCAGCGUACUGGGUUUAGCCUGGGCUUUGGCUUCCUGCAGAUGGGACAUAAAGAAGCCCCAAAUCUUGGAGAACUCGGUCACAAUACUGUCAAAUGCAGGCCUUGGGAUGGCCAUGUUUAGCCUUGGUCUGUUCAUGGCUCUCCAAUCAAGGAUCAUAGCAUGUGGGAAUAGACUAGCCGCGUAUGGCAUGCUUGUCAGGUUCUUGGCUGGCCCUGCUGUGAUGGCAGUUGCUUCUGUUGCAGUAGGUCUUAGGGGCACCGUGUUGCGGGUCUCCAUUGUACAAGCCGCUCUGCCGCAAGGCAUAGUUCCCUUUGUGUUUUCCAGGGAAUACAACCUGCAUCCAGAAAUGCUAAGCACAGCGGUAAUUUUUGGAAUGAUUGUCGCCCUUCCCAUCACAAUUCUGUACUAUGUUCUCCUGGGACUGUAAUACGACUGAGUACGUACUCCUGCACCAAACCUGGAAAAGGAUCAAGCAUGGGAAACUUAGCCAUCCUGGUGAUUGAUCAAUCCACAAUAUGCAUCUUAUGUAUCAUUGUCAAGUGUGUUCAUCACAGCUUUUGGACAGCUAAUUAACCAGUAAUGCACACCACAGACAUCACAAUUAUUGAUGGUCUCAAUUCAAUGCUUGCUAGGAGAGAAACCCCACUUCUUAAUAUGAUCAGCAGAUUGGUUUUUAGUUUGUACUACUUUUCCUUUUCCCCCUAUUUUCAAAGGGGAUUAUAUUGUUCUAGUGUGUGUGAGAGAGGGAAAGGAGCAUAUGUAUUUUAUUUUAUUUUUUGCUGUGAUUUGAAAUAGAAUUAGUUAAAACCCA
Molecule: messenger RNA, 1927 nt
Organism: Vitis vinifera (wine grape)
Lineage: Eukaryota; Viridiplantae; Streptophyta; Magnoliopsida; Vitales; Vitaceae
Product: auxin efflux carrier component 3
Exons: 5
Coding region: 152-1543 (463 amino acids)
Biological process (GO): auxin export across the plasma membrane; auxin polar transport
Cellular component (GO): plasma membrane; endoplasmic reticulum
Molecular function (GO): auxin efflux transmembrane transporter activity
Source: RefSeq, a predicted model, not a curated record